AACAUAAGCACCUCUCUCCCUUCAGUGUAUUGAACCAAACUCACAAACACAUCAAAAGCAAUUCUCUUUUUCUGCUCUUACAAUUACAUUACAGUUCGUUUCUUGUUGAAGUUUGUUGAAAUUUGCGUAACUCAUCAUGAAUCCUGAAAAAUUUACACACAAGACAAAUGAGGCACUUGCUGAGGCACAUGAACUAGCUACAUCUGCAGGGCAUGCUCAAAUAACACCGUUGCAUAUGGCUGUAUCUUUAAUUUCUGAUCACCAUGGUAUUUUCCGACAAGCAAUUGCUAAUGCUGCUGGUAGUGAAGAAUCAGCUAAUGCAGUUGAAAGGGUGUUCAAUCAAGCUAAAAAGAAAAUACCUUCACAAACACCAGCACCUGAUGAAGUUCCAGCAAGCACUUCACUGAUAAAAGUUCUCCGCCGAGCUCAAUCGUUGCAGAAAUCGCGCGGUGAUAGCCAUUUGGCGGUUGAUUUGUUGAUUUUAGGCCUUCUUGAAGAUUCCCAAAUUGUUGAUCUUUUGAAAGAAGCUGGUCUUAGUGCAGCAAGAGUGAAAUCUGAAGUUGAGAAACUUAGAGGAAAGGAAGGAAAGAAAGUGGAAAGUGCUACUGGGGACACUACAUUUCAAGCACUUAAGACUUAUGGUCGUGAUCUUGUGGAGCAAGCAGGGAAACUUGAUCCUGUGAUUGGUAGGGAUGAAGAAAUCCGAAGAGUUAUUAGGAUUUUAUCGAGGAGGACGAAGAAUAACCCCGUGCUUAUUGGAGAACCCGGUGUUGGUAAAACAGCAGUAGUUGAGGGGUUGGCACAAAGGAUCGUUCGAGGCGAUGUUCCGAGUAAUUUGGCUGAUGUUAGGGUUAUAGCAUUGGAUAUGGGAGCUUUAGUUGCUGGAGCAAAAUACAGAGGUGAAUUUGAAGAAAGGUUGAAGGCUGUUUUGAAGGAAGUGGAAGAAGCAGAAGGGAAAGUGAUUCUCUUUAUUGAUGAGAUACAUUUGGUGUUAGGUGCUGGUAGGACUGAAGGGUCAAUGGAUGCUGCUAAUUUGUUUAAGCCAAUGCUUGCUAGGGGACAAUUAAGGUGUAUUGGUGCAACAACUUUGGAAGAGUAUAGGAAGUAUGUGGAAAAAGAUGCUGCAUUCGAGAGGCGUUUCCAGCAGGUUUAUGUAGCGGAGCCUAGUGUUCCGGAUACUAUAAGUAUCCUAAGAGGGUUGAAGGAGAAGUAUGAAGGUCAUCAUGGUGUGAAAAUUCAGGAUAGGGCUCUUGUUAUUGCAGCCCAGCUUUCGUCUCGAUACAUCACAGGUCGACAUUUGCCAGAUAAAGCCAUUGACCUGGUUGAUGAGGCUUGUGCAAAUGUGAGAGUUCAACUUGAUAGUCAACCAGAAGAAAUUGAUAACCUUGAAAGGAAGAGGAUUCAGCUAGAAGUUGAACAUCAUGCUCUUGAAAAGGAAAAAGACAAAGCUAGCAAAGCUCGACUUGUUGAAGUUAAAAAAGAGCUUGAUGAUUUGAGGGACAAACUCCAGCCUUUGAUGAUGAGGUAUAAGAAAGAGAAGGAGCGGAUUGAUGAGCUUCGCAGGCUUAAGCAAAAGCGCGAUGAACUCAUGUAUGCUUUACAAGAAGCUGAAAGGAGAUAUGAUCUUGCUAGAGCAGCAGAUCUCAGAUAUGGUGCAAUCCAAGAAGUGGAAGCUGCAAUAACAAAGCUUGAAAGUACCUCAGAUGAGAGUACAAUGUUAACAGAGGCUGUGGGACCUGAUCAGAUCGCGGAAGUAGUUAGUCGCUGGACUGGUAUACCUGUCUCAAGGCUUGGUCAGAACGAGAAAGAGAAACUGAUUGGUCUCGCUGAUCGACUGCACCAUAGAGUAGUGGGACAAGAUCAUGCAGUUAGAGCUGUUGCUGAGGCUGUGUUAAGGUCUAGAGCUGGAUUAGGAAGGCCACAACAACCAACUGGUUCAUUCCUUUUCUUGGGCCCAACUGGUGUUGGAAAGACGGAACUUGCUAAAGCUCUUGCUGAGCAGCUCUUUGAUGAUGACAAAUUGAUGGUCAGAAUUGACAUGUCUGAAUACAUGGAACAACAUUCUGUUGCUCGGUUGAUUGGCGCUCCACCUGGUUAUGUUGGACAUGAGGAAGGAGGACAGCUUACUGAAGCUGUGAGGAGGCGCCCUUACAGUGUUGUGCUUUUUGACGAAGUGGAAAAAGCUCAUCCUACUGUGUUUAAUACCUUGCUUCAAGUGUUGGACGAUGGAAGGUUAACUGAUGGUCAAGGUCGUACUGUUGAUUUUACUAACAGUGUGAUCAUUAUGACUUCAAAUCUGGGAGCGGAAUAUCUUUUGUCAGGAUUAAUGGGCAAGUGCACCAUGGAGAAGGCUCGCGAAAUGGUCAUGCAGGAGGUGAGGAAGCAGUUUAAGCCUGAGUUAUUGAAUCGGCUUGAUGAGAUUGUUGUGUUUGAUCCUUUGUCACACGAGCAGUUGAGACAAGUAUGCCGUCACCAGCUGAAAGAUGUGGCAGGCCGUUUAGCUGAGAGGGGUAUCGCCUUGGGCGUUACUGAGGCUGCGUUAGAUGUCAUACUUGCUCAAAGUUAUGAUCCGGUUUAUGGUGCAAGGCCUAUUAGGAGGUGGUUGGAGAAGAAAGUUGUAACGGAGUUAUCAAAGAUGCUUGUGAAGGAGGAAAUCGAUGAGAAUUCAACUGUGUACAUAGAUGCUGGAAUUGGUGGGAAAGAUCUAACUUACAGGGUGGAGAAAAAUGGAGGGCUUGUCAAUGCUGCUACUGGGAAAAAAUCUGAUGUGCUGAUUCAGCUCCCUAAUGGGCCAAGGAGUGAUGCUGCUCAAGCAGUGAAGAAAAUGAGGAUUGAAGAAAUAGUUGACGAAGAUGAUGAAAUGGAAGUUUAAAGUGGUUAGUCACUCGAUCAAAUGAACAUAUGACUACUUUUGUUGACCCCUUGCGGGGAAGUUCAGUUUUACUUCUUCAAGAAGUGAAUAAAUGUAGAUGCUCGCUAUCUUGUUGAAUGUUUUGUGUUUGCUUUAUGAAUGGAAUGUCUCAAUAGGAUUGUAAUCCUCUGUUUUUCUAAAUGUAAGUGUGGUUUUCUUUUA
Messenger RNA from Lycium ferocissimum, 3073 nucleotides. RefSeq names its product chaperone protein ClpB1. The record is from RefSeq and is a predicted model, not a curated record. The transcript is spliced from 7 exons. Lineage: Eukaryota; Viridiplantae; Streptophyta; Magnoliopsida; Solanales; Solanaceae. Gene Ontology annotation, cellular component: cytoplasm. Gene Ontology annotation, biological process: cellular response to heat. Gene Ontology annotation, molecular function: ATP hydrolysis activity; ATP binding. Bases 137 to 2872 code for a protein of 911 amino acids.